UAUAGUUCUCUUUAUCCUCCCAUUACAAUUCUCAUACGUAGUAAUGGGUAUGAAGGUGUUCCACUCCGGUGAGAUCAAGGGUGGUGCCGGCUUGCCAAUAAGGGGCAGCGUCGAGUACCACAAACUCUGGAUCGCCCAGGACCAACAACGCCUCCUCUUAACGUCAAAGAAACAGCCACCGUCUCUCAGUUUUGCUGGGGGAGGUGUCACCACACUUAUAGCCUCUUUGGGAAGAUGUGGAGAAGUAGAAACGGGACUUAUUCUGAGCACGGCAGCAGUUAACGGGCUGCUUGGGCUGGGGCACGGCGCUUUGGGUGUACCCAAUCAGUUAUCAUCUGCAGGGGAAGGGUUGGUUCCGUAUUCCUUUUCUUUGUGUUUUGCAGCUGACGGCAAUGGCCGAAUUGCGUUUGGGGACAAAGGUGACUCUGAUCAGCUGCAAACGCCACUAGAAACUUCACACCAAAAUGAACUUCAUGACGGGAUACCAUUUGGUAUUUGAUCGAGAAAACCUGCUUCUUGGCUGGAAGCCUUCGGACUGUUCAAUAGCAAAUGCGGAAAAAAAUGUGCUGUUGGGCCCAGUCCUUUGUACCAGUAUAAGAUGUCAUACAAUUUCGGACUGCAUCAUCCCAUGUCAGUCCAAGGGCGGAGCCACCGGAUGCUUUGGAUACUUCACCAAAGAAACUUUUUGUUGUUGUAAAAAUGAUUAAUAAUCAUUUAGCUAUCCUUUUACAUGUAAGUCAGAAUAUAUAUUAAGGCUUUCUUCUUACCAUUAUAGUGGGUUCGUAUACAAAUUUCAAUUUAACAUCUUGGCUCUAUCUUAACUCUUAAGUUGGCCUGCAUAAUAAUUACAACCUUUCGAAUUUUUCCCCCA
Molecule: messenger RNA, 871 nt
Organism: Cuscuta europaea
Lineage: Eukaryota; Viridiplantae; Streptophyta; Magnoliopsida; Solanales; Convolvulaceae
Source: the annotation of a GenBank genome assembly